AUGUCUGCCGGAGCCAACCUCCGUUGUUGCAAGUCCGAGCAACCGUCGCAACAUUUUAGUCAGGUCGUCAUCCCUGGUCUUUACGACAAAACGCGCAACGCCAUCGAGAGUGAUUUGGCUAAGGCAGAAAGCCUCGCACUGACCACUGAUAGUUGGACUUCUCGGGCAACGCAGAGCUACAUGACUGUGACGGCUCACUACAUGCUGGACUGGGAGAUGAAAAGUGCCAUGCUGCAGACUCGCCCCCUCUAUGAAAGCCACACAAUUAAUGAAACUGUUGAGCUGGGACCCCAGAUCAGCUGUUUUGCUCACUCUGUGAAUCUCGCUGCAAAGAGGGCUGUGUCAAUCAACGGUGUGUCCCGCCUCCUUGGGAAAGUGAGGAAAGUUGUCACCUUUUUUCACCGCAGCACCACAGCCAACCAAGCACUUGCUGUGAAGCAGCAAAUGCUAAACUUACCAAAGCACAAGUUAAUUCAUGAUGUGAUAACCCGGUGGAACACAUCACAUGACAUGUUGUCACGAUAUGUUGAACAGCAGCCUGCCAUCUACUCUGCAUUAACAAUGGACAAGAAUCUGAAGAGCCACGUCAAGGACAUUGCAAUGUUGACUGAUGCUGAGCAAAAAAUGGCAGAACAACUAAAUGAAAUUCUCAAACCUCUAAAAACUGUGACAACACUCAUGAGCAGUGAAACAACCCCUACAAUGUCAAUGAUCCUCCCACUGAAAGAAAUGAUUCUCAAGUGCAUGGCCCCUGGAGGUGAAGACAGUGCAGGUAUCAAAGAGGCAAAAGACGCCAUCGCACAGGACCUGGAUAAAAGGUACACCGACCCUGACCUUCAGAAGUACCUCCAAAAAGCCACAGCCCUGGAUCCCAGGUUUAAAUCCCUGCCCUCACAUGAUGAAGCCUCCCUUGACAGACUCUACAGAGAUCUUGCCACAGAAAUUCUGGAGAAUGAACCACAGAGACAACUGGAGCCGGAGUCGAUGCCACCCACAGAGGGACAAGAGUCAGCCUCUCCCCCUCCAAAGAAGACGGCAAUGGCAGAGCUAUUUGGGGAGGUUUUUAAAAAACAAGAUCAGGUCAAAACUCUUGCCCAGGUAGUCGAGGAUGAAGUUGCUUCAUACAGGUUGGCAGACUCCAUUGGCGUUGAUGCCGAUCCUUUCAGGUGGUGGAAGACCAAUGAGCAUAGGUUCCCUCAUGUAGCAAAAGUGGCAAAACGGCUCCUCUGUGUCCCAGGGACUUCAGUUCCUAGUGAGAGAAUCUUCUCCACUGCUGGGGACAUUGUUAGUGCAAACCGGUCUCGCCUUGCACCAGACAGUGUUGAUAGACUCAUCUUCUUGCACAAAAAUCUCUCAAUAGUGGAUGAGUAA
Molecule: messenger RNA, 1371 nt
Organism: Nothobranchius furzeri (turquoise killifish)
Lineage: Eukaryota; Metazoa; Chordata; Actinopteri; Cyprinodontiformes; Nothobranchiidae
Source: RefSeq, a predicted model, not a curated record